CGCGCCGGACCCCGGCGGAGCUGACGAGCGGGCAGGCUUGGGGCUGGGCGGUGGAGUCGGCGGCUUUGCCCAGCGGGGUGGGUGAGAGUCGCGAGGCGGCCCUGAGUUCCGGAGUGAGAGCCGUGCAUCUGAGAACGCGGGGAAAGCGGCGCGCGGAGUCGGGAGCAGGGCCGAGGCGGCGCGGCUGCCGGCUGGAUGGGAAGUUAAUGUUUACGGCGAAGUCCACCCAACGUUUCCAAGGUGGCGACAGACAAGGUUGCAGAAAAGCUGAGUUCUACUCUCUCAUGGGUGAAGAACACAGUUUCGCAUACAGUCAGUCAGAUGGCCAGUCAGGUGGCAAGUCCAUCUGCUUCAUUACACACUACAUCCUCAUCUACCACACUGUCAACACCAGCCCUUUCACCGUCUUCCCCAUCACAGUUGAGUCCAGAUGACUUGGAACUCCUGGCUAAACUGGAGGAACAAAAUAGAUUAUUAGAGACGGAUAGUAAGUCUUUAAGAUCUGUAAAUGGGUCAAGAAGAAAUAGUGGCUCCUCUCUUGUAUCAAGUUCAUCAGCCUCCAGUAAUCUCAGCCACCUUGAAGAAGAUUCUUGGAUUCUUUGGGGAAGAAUUGUUAAUGAAUGGGAAGAUGUGCGCAAAAAGAAGGAAAAACAAGUUAAGGAACUUGUUCGUAAAGGAAUACCCCACCAUUUUAGAGCGAUAGUUUGGCAACUUUUAUGCAGUGCACAAAGUAUGCCAAUUAAGGAUCAGUAUUCAGAACUCCUGAAAAUGACCUCACCUUGUGAAAAACUGAUCCGGAGGGACAUUGCUAGAACUUAUCCUGAACAUAAUUUUUUUAAGGAAAAAGAUAGCCUUGGACAGGAGGUUCUAUUCAAUGUGAUGAAGGCAUAUUCUUUAGUGGAUCGUGAGGUUGGUUACUGUCAAGGAAGUGCUUUUAUAGUUGGAUUAUUGCUUAUGCAGAUGCCAGAAGAAGAAGCUUUCUGUGUAUUUGUUAAAUUAAUGCAAGAUUAUAGACUUCGUGAACUUUUUAAACCAAGUAUGGCAGAAUUGGGCCUUUGUAUGUACCAGUUUGAAUGCAUGAUACAGGAGCAUCUUCCAGAGCUCUUUGUACACUUUCAGUCUCAGAGUUUUCAUACCUCAAUGUAUGCAUCAUCCUGGUUUCUGACUAUCUUUCUUACAACUUUUCCAUUACCAAUUGCAACACGGAUAUUUGAUAUCUUUAUGUCUGAGGGUUUAGAAAUAGUGUUUCGAAUAGGAGUAGCACUUCUUCAAAUGAAUCAGGCAGAAUUAAUGCAACUUGACAUGGAAGGAAUGUUACAGCACUUUCAGAAGGUCAUUCCACAUCAGUUUGAUGGUAGUCCAGAUAAACUAAUCCAAGCAGCUUACCAAGUCAAAUACAACUCAAAAAAAAUGAAAAAGCUUGAAAAGGAAUACACUACAAUAAAAACUAAAGAAAUGGAAGAGCAAGUUGAAAUUAAAAGGUUACGCACAGAAAAUAGACUUUUAAAACAGCGCAUUGAAACGUUAGAAAAAGAAAGUGCUUCCUUGGCAGAUAGAUUGAUACAGGGACAAGUGACAAGAGCCCAGGAGGCUGAGGAAAACUACCUCAUAAAACGGGAGUUGGCCACCAUCAAACAGCAGAGUGAUGAGGCCAGUGCUAAGCUGGAGCAAGCUGAAAAUACCAUCAGGAAGCUCCAGCACCAACAACAAUGGCAUAAAUGCAGUUCCAACUACAAUGAAGAUUUUGUGCUACAGCUGGAGAAGGAAUUGGUCCAAGCCCGACUGAGUGAAGCUGAGUCUCAAUGUGCACUAAAGGAGAUGCAGGAUAAAGUCCUGGAUAUAGAAAAGAGAAACAACUCCUUUCCUGAUGAGAAUAAUGUUGCAAGGCUUCAGGAGGAACUCAUUGCUGUGAAGCUGAGAGAAGCAGAAGCCAUUAUGGGUUUGAAAGAACUUAGACAGCAAGUCAAGGAUUUAGAAGAACACUGGCAGCGCCAUUUAGCUCGUACUACUGGGAGAUGGAAAGACCCACCUAAGAAAAAUGCUGUGAAUGAGUUGCAAGAUGAAUUGAUGACCAUUCGACUUAAAGAAGCUGAAACACAGGCAGAAAUAAGAGAAAUAAAACAAAGAAUGAUGGAAAUGGAGACACAGAACCAGAUCAAUAGUAAUCAUCUUAGAAGAGCAGAACAAGAGGUGGUCAGUCUACAGGAGAAGGUACACUAUCUUUCUGCACAGAACAAAGGACUGCUUACUCAAUUAAGUGAAGCAAAGCGCAAACAAGCAGAGAUUGAAUGCAAGAACAAGGAAGAAGUGAUGGCUGUGAGACUUCGAGAAGCAGAUAGCAUAGCUGCUGUGGCUGAACUGCAGCAGCACAUUGCUGAGCUUGAAAUCCAGAAAGAAGAAGGAAAGCUUCAAGGACAGCUUAACAAGUCUGAUUCUAACCAGUAUAUUAGGGAACUGAAAGAUCAGAUAGCAGAGCUGAAUCAUGAGCUCAGGUGCCUAAAAGGCCAGAGGGGCUUCUCAGGCCAACCUCCUUUUGAUGGAAUUCACAUUGUCAACCAUUUAAUAGGAGAUGAUGAAUCAUUCCAUUCCUCAGAUGAAGAUUUUAUAGAUAACUCCUUACAGGAAAGUGGCAUUGGUUUUCCCUUGCACAGAAAAUCAGGCCCAAUGUCUUUGGACCCCACUGUGGCAGAUGGUAGUGAAAGUGAAACAGAAGACAGUGUGCUGGAGAACAGGGAGAGUCACCGAAGGAUCCAAGAGGAGCGGCCCCCACGAAGAGAGUCACACUCAACCACUGUCUGACCGUCACUGUGACCCAGACUACAGAUUUCUUUAAGGGAUCCAAUUGUCCUAUGAUUAGGGAUUUUUUGGAUUUAUCUGUUUCAUAUGUACAUAUAUAUAUAUAUGUAUAUAUAUACACAUAUAUACAUUUUACAAUCUUAUCUGCCUUUUUUUUAUCUUUGCCAAAUCUUCACCACUGAUUUUCCAUUGCCAUAAAGUUGACUGGAAUAUGGUUAAUGGGUAAAAUAAGGUUCUAACAGUAUUAAAGAACAUUAAUGUUUCUUGUUUAGAAAAUGUAACUAUCUAAAUGUGGGAACCAUUUUGAAGUUCAAAACUAUGGAAAAUUGAAUUUUCUUCAGAUAAAACUGUUCUUGUGCAAUACUUUAUGCUCAGUGAACAAAUUGUAUAUUUGUUUAUCAAUUUGUUUUCAAGGCUAUUUGCAGACAUUUGACCAAGACAUAUAUCUGAUUGAUAUUGUAUUUUUGUGUUUUGGGGAUUUUUUUUUUUUUGGCCACUAAAAUUACUAUUUUAUUAGUGAGCCACUGAGGUUCUUAAACACAAAGCCUUUUUUCCUAUAUAAUUUUAUAAACAAAUUGUUAACUAUUUUCAGAGUUUAAAGUUUUGUUUUAAUUUCUAACUUUUAUGUGCAUAUGGAGGCUUCCAUGUGUCAGUKAUUGGUAAAAGUAGUAAGUUAACUAUAAAUAUAUUGUUAAUUUGUACAUAUUUAUGAAUCUGUAUAUCCAACAUCAAAUAUUAUUUUACAUGAGGAAUAUCAUAUUGCAGAAUGACUUCUUUCAGCAUCCUCACAGAACUUCUGUACAUAGUAGGUCAAAAGAAAACCAGACACUAAUAUUUUAAUAGUUUUAGUAUUUUGCUUAGCAUUCAACACUAGCAUAUUCAUAACUGAUGCCUGUUCAGAAACACUAUUGUUGAAAUCUUUUACUUCAUGUAUAUUAACUAAUACAUUUUUCAUGAUUAAAGAGGUUAUAGCACAUAUUACUUAUGCUGAUAUUCUACUUAAUAUAAUUUAAGCAGUGGACUAAGGUCCAAGAUGCAAAGCAAUUAUAUCUGCAAAUAAUCUAUGAACAUUAUCUUCAAAUUCUCUAGUUUCUAAAUAAUAGAUGAAGCCAUACAAAUCCUACUAAUUCUUCCUUUUCUACCAUUUAGACUUUUUCCUAGAAAACUGAAUGCCUGUCAUUGAUAAAUUAGAAGAACUAUCCAAAUUACACUUACCUGUGGAAAGACAGAAAGAAUGUAUUGACUGGAUACUUUCCACUCUCAUUUUUAUUAGCAGCCUAUGAAAGGAAUAGCCAUAGAGGAUGAGAGGAAAGUAGAAAUCAGUAGUGUGGAAGGACAAUUUUGCACAAUAUGAUGGAAUGGACUUGAAAAGACAAAAGUAGUUUUUGUCUAAAACCAGAAGUUAAGCCUUAAGUUACAUUGUGGACUAGGCUUUUCUAGCAAGGAAAAUAGCUAUUUUUUUGCCUGAGAAAUGCAAUUGAAAACAUGCCUUCUGAGUCCAUUGAACCAAGUUAAAUUCUAAUGGUUAGGUAAUUUUACCUCUUGUCACAAGCUAAUAAUUAACGGAGCCAAGAUUUUAAUCCAGAUCUCUCUGACACUAAAGCAUUUAAAGUGGUCCAGCUAAUAAAUUUCUCAAUUUUCUGCUUUUCUGACAAUAUGAUUUAAGUGAUUUAAUAGAUUUGUAUAUUUUUGAAUAUGCAUACCUAUAGACAUACAUGAAUAUCAGCACUCAUAAGCCCUACAGUUAUGAGUAUAGAUACCACUCCUAGAAUUGGUAUUAUUCCUAAAAUCCUAAAGCUUUGGGGAUUCUUCUUUGGGGUCUAUACUAUCAUUCCAGAAGGUUUCAAUACCCAAGUGAAGAGAGAUGAGUCAUGGUCAUAUUAUUGCCUUGACCCCCACAUCAAGAAAUCUGAAUAAUCUAGACGAAGAGUCAGCAAAGUAUAGCCUGCAAGCUAAUUCUAGUCAUCUUCCAGUUUUUACUUUAGUUGGGGAAAAUUCAAAAGAAUAAUAUUUUAUGUCACAUAAAAGUAGUAUGAAAUUCAGAUUUCAGUGUACAUACGUAAAGUUUGAUUGGAACACAGCUAUCCUUAUCCAUUUGCCAUAUUUUUCUUUUCUUUGCAGUACUGGGGAUUGAA
Urocitellus parryii (Arctic ground squirrel) is the source of this 4931-nucleotide messenger RNA. RefSeq names its product ecotropic viral integration site 5 (gene Evi5). Gene Ontology annotation, biological process: regulation of GTPase activity. NCBI's taxonomy places the organism in Eukaryota, Metazoa, Chordata, Mammalia, Rodentia, Sciuridae. Gene Ontology annotation, molecular function: small GTPase binding; GTPase activator activity. The record is from RefSeq and is a predicted model, not a curated record.